AUUAAUUUGGAUUAAUUGUUCUUGUGGGCCCCACCUCCUUUCCACUUCUUAAAAUCUCAGCCAUCCAUUCAACCCCUUCACUCCUAUAUAUUUGGCCCCCAUUCUCCUCUCCUUUCUCCAAGUUACUUCUCUUCCUCUUCCUUCUAAGCUUGCUUGCUUCUUCCUAUACCUUCCAUAUCACAUCUCCUUCUGAUCAAUUGCUAAAAGAAGCUCAUCCAAGAGCAUCAAUGUCAAGCUUUGAAGAAUCUAAGAGGGAGAAGGUCAUCAGAUGUGGAGAGACGAAUGGUGGAGAAAUGAAGGGUGGAGAAGAAGAGGAAUAUACACUAGAUGGUUCUGUGGACAGACAUGGGCUGCCUGCAAUCAAAGGAAGGAGUGGUGGAUGGCAUGCUGGAUUUCUAAUACUUGUGAAUCAAGGGCUAGCAACGCUGGCGUUUUUCGGUGUGGGGGUGAAUCUGGUGCUAUUCCUAACGAGAGUACUGCAACAAGACAACGCAGACGCAGCGAACAACGUUAGCAAAUGGACAGGCACUGUCUACAUCUUCUCUCUCGUCGGUGCCUUCGUUAGCGAUUCUUACUGGGGCCGUUACAAGACAUGUGCUAUUUUCCAAGUCAUCUUUGUACUUGGAUUGGUGCUACUGUCCUUAUCAUCCUACCUUUUCCUACUCAAGCCUGUUGGUUGUGGGGACAGGCUAUCCCUAUGUGGGCCCCACUCCACCUUUGAGAUUGGUGUGUUCUAUCUGUCCAUUUACUUGAUCGCCCUAGGCAACGGGGGAUACCAGCCGUCCAUCGCCACCUUUGGGGCGGACCAGUUCGAUGAGGAGGACCCGACAGAGGGACUCUCGAAGGUGGCCUUUUUCAGCUACUUUUACCUGGCUUUGAACCUUGGGUCCCUCUUCUCAAACACCAUAUUGGGAUAUUUUGAGGACGGUGGGAGGUGGGCCCUAGGCUUUUGGGUGUCCGCUGGCUCAGCCUUCAUAGCUCUAGUCUUGUUUCUCUUUGGGACCCCAAGGUAUAGACAUUUCAAGCCAGUUGGUAACCCUCUCCCGAGGGUCUGCCAAGUGGUCAUCGCUGCCGCGAAGAAAUGGAGGGUUGAGAUGCCGCCAAGUGGCACUGACCUAUAUCAGGUUGAUGGGAAGGAAUGUGCCAUCAGUGGAGGUAGAAGGAUACUUCACACCCAAGAAUUCAAGUUCUUAGAUCGAGCGGCAGUGAUGACAUCCGAGGACUUUGGCUCGGGUGACCAAGCUUUAUGUCACAACCCAUGGCGCCUAUGCACCAUAACACAAGUAGAAGAAGUGAAAUGCAUACUCAGACUCCUCCCCAUUUGGCUAUGCACCAUACUCUACUCAGUAGUCUUCACUCAGAUGGCGUCCCUCUUCGUCGAGCAAGGGGCAGCAAUGAAAACCACCAUUGCAGGCUUCCGAAUCCCACCUGCAAGCAUGUCGUCAUUCGACAUUCUCAGCGUAGCAGCAUUCAUUCUCAUAUACCGCCGCUUUCUCAAUCCCCUCGUCUGCCGACUUCAGAAGAAGAAAAACCCGAAAGGGCUAACUGAGCUUCAGAGGAUGGGAGUUGGGCUCAUCAUAGCGAUAAUGGCGAUGAUUUCAGCUGGCAUCGUGGAGUCCUACCGGCUGAAGUACUCGAAAGGAAAUUGCGACGGGUGCAGCAGUCCUAGUUCUUUGAGUAUCCUGUGGCAGAUACCUCAAUAUGCAUUGAUUGGAGCUUCUGAGGUGUUUAUGUAUGUGGGUCAGUUGGAAUUUUUCAAUGGACAAGCUCCUGAUGGACUGAAGAGCUUUGGUAGUGCCCUUUGCAUGACUUCCAUUUCAUUGGGGAACUAUGUGAGUAGCUUGCUUGUGACCAUUGUCAUGCAAAUCACUACAAAGGAUGAUAGGCCAGGUUGGAUUCCUGGUAAUCUUAAUAAGGGCCAUAUGGAUGAUUUCUACUUCCUCUUAGCAGCUCUUACAACCAUUGAUUUCGUGGUCUACCUUGUGUGUGCUAAGUGGUAUAGAUGCAUCAAGUUAGAAAGCAAGUACCAGGACGACAGCUGCGAUGUGUCGAUUGCAAAGGUGUAGGAAUUCUGAUGAACUUUGGGUGAGGCACCUCUUGGAUUUGUGGGUCCCAGUCAGGAUUAAGAUCAAGAGACAUGGGUUGGUUCAUCAAGGGUGUUAGGUUCAGGCCCAUGUUUUGUGGCUACAUCAAAGUGGGCCAUACAGUACUCAUGUAGGGGUUAGGGAGUAGAUUUUACAAGUAGGGGAAAUAAUAACAACAAAACUGAGUGUGACCCACAUGUCUAAGACUCCUUUGGGCCCCCUUUCUUCAAUCUUCCUGUAGUUGGGGUGGUGGGGUCCAUUUUGAGAGAUGGGGUGAUGUUGAAAGGUAUUUUGGAUUCAAUGCUAGUCCUGGGAUGUGGAUGGUUGGGAUGGAUUUGUGAGAGAUGAUGAAGAAGAGAAGGGAGGGCAUGGGGAACUUUUACUGAAUUCCUACAAAUGGUCUCUUUUCAUCAGUUGUGCAGAUAUUACAUAAAUAAAAGUUUCAGUUCUAUGAAAGUAUGUUUUCUA
Messenger RNA from Magnolia sinica, 2552 nucleotides. Its product is annotated as protein NRT1/ PTR FAMILY 7.3-like. The record is from RefSeq and is a predicted model, not a curated record. NCBI's taxonomy places the organism in Eukaryota, Viridiplantae, Streptophyta, Magnoliopsida, Magnoliales, Magnoliaceae. The transcript has 5 exons. Gene Ontology annotation, biological process: transmembrane transport. Gene Ontology annotation, molecular function: transmembrane transporter activity. Bases 228 to 2066 code for a protein of 612 amino acids. Gene Ontology annotation, cellular component: membrane.